UAACGUGAACUCGGUUGAGCUGAGUUCCGACUUCCGAGUUCGACACUGCCUCUCCUCCAUCUCCUCGAUAACGAGGCUGGCUGACAAAUUUGCAGUGGACGGAGAAAUCCUGCGGUUUUAGAUGGGAUACGUGCAGGAGGCGCGUGAAAAUCAUGUGAAGAAGAAGGUCGAAGAAGCUUUGCGCAGUAAAAUGAAGCAGAAGGCACUAAAAGAGUGUGACGAGUACACCUCAAAGUAUGCACAAUGUGCCUCCGGAAGAACAAUUUCAGUCAUUUGGCAGUGUCGCAAACAGGCUAAAGAACUGAAUGACUGCCUUCACCACUACACCAAUGAUGCGGUACUGGAGCAAAUGAAGAAAGAAUACGUGGAAGAGAAGACUCCUGCGAAAAUUUAACUCAAGACAGCAGAUUUCUGACUGCUCGGGGAAGCAUUCUCCUACUCAGAUGGAGGCGACAGAGGAAAUUUCUUUCCAAUUGGACCCUGGUUUCUACUCGUUUGUGUGAGGAAAAAAUCCAGAGGCUUACUUCGAACUCCGGUCUAUCCGCAACUCAAAAGCUUAAGUCAAUAAAUUGCUAGACCAUUGUUCUUAUAAACUUAUAGAUUUUCUCUCAACUUUUCCAUGUGAGAUUACCUCAAACAUCCGCCUGUAUCAUUCUCCAUAUAGGAGAGAAACUGCCCAACAAUUCUCUCCAUUCUCGACUAUGUGGAGGACUUCGAGUCGGGCUUCUACUUCCGGACUUGAAUACCAAUUGUUAGGCACUUCAUUAGUCACGAGUUCCACACUCGAACCUUGGUGUGGUGUGGGUUUCCAUG
Messenger RNA from Punica granatum (pomegranate), 813 nucleotides. The record is from RefSeq and is a predicted model, not a curated record. Lineage: Eukaryota; Viridiplantae; Streptophyta; Magnoliopsida; Myrtales; Lythraceae.